UCGUCAAUCAGUCGCGUUUGACUUGGUGGACUUGUCUGUAGUUGGUUGUGUUCAGGACAGGCUGUGACUGCUGUGAGGUGUGCGCCGUGAAACAAUCGCAUCGUUAUUGCAUCAUACUUGUGUCGCAGGAAACGUUGUGUGCGAACAAUCGCGAAGAAGCGAGGUUAGCGAAGAUUAAAAGAGCGGAAUGUUGGCAGCGAGGAUCUGCCGGGCUUCGGUCUCGCGGGUCUCGCCGGGGACGUCGGGCCUGACGUCGCUCGUGCGGGCUCCGGUCGUCCGGACAACGCCACAAUUCUCCAAGGGUCAGAUCGCGAGGUUAUUCGCCAGUGAUGGGCGCAGCUCUUACACCAGGACCGCGAGGAGGAGAGCCACCGUGGCGGAACAAGCGACGGCUCCAGCUGGUGAAACAGCAAUUAACGUUGGGAAAGCAGCAGUCGCUGGAGGAGCGGUAAUGGGAUUAGGUUGUCUUUGCUAUUAUGGAUUAGGUCUUUCUUCACGAACGGGUACUAUAGACCAUGCACAUUUAUGGCCUCAGUAUGUCAGAGAUAGAGUGAAAUCUACUUACAUGUAUUUUGGUGCAUCUAUUGCGGCCAGCGCAGCGUCCGCAGCUAUGUGUCUGCGUUCUCCUGCUCUAAUGAAUAUGGUGAUGCGUCAGGGAUGGGUUGCUUUAGGUGUAUCAUUGGCUGCGAUGAUUGGCAGUGGCAUGAUUGUACAGGGACUUCCAUACAAGGAAGGAUUCAAUAGCAAACAUAUAGCUUGGCUAGUACACACUGGCGUCGUGGGUGCUGUUUUAGCACCGUUGACUCUCUUGGGUGGAACGUUGGUUCUCCGAGCGGCUUGGUACACCGCUGGAAUAGUCGGUGGUUUGUCAGCGAUUGCCGUUUGUGCGCCCAGCGAUAAGUUUCUGGCAAUGGGCGGUCCACUCGCUAUUGGUUUAGGCGUAGUGUUUGCCAGUUCGCUCGGUUCUAUGUUCCUUCCACCUACGACCGUUCUUGGAUCUGGACUUUAUUCUGUAGCUCUUUACGGCGGCCUUCUACUGUUUUCCGGAUUACUACUCUACGACACACAGAAGACCAUUAAACGGGCAGAGACUUACCCGAUGUACAACAUUGAUAGGCCAUACGAUCCGAUUAAUAAUGCAAUCGCAAUUUAUUUGGAUACAGUGAAUAUCUUCGUGCGAGUUCUAAGCAUACUGGCUGGUGGUGGUAACAGACGUAAAUAAAGGAGCAGAACGUAAUAACUAAUGAAGUAAUACCAGGAUCAAAGUAACUUAUAAAUUAUACAUUUAUUACACAAUUUUAAUUAAUAAGAAUAAAUUGUACAGUUUUAAGUGAAUAAAGUUAAACAUUUCAAUAUG
This is a messenger RNA of Wasmannia auropunctata (little fire ant), 1357 nucleotides long. RefSeq names its product growth hormone-inducible transmembrane protein-like. The record is from RefSeq and is a predicted model, not a curated record. The transcript has 5 exons. Gene Ontology annotation, cellular component: mitochondrial inner membrane. Lineage: Eukaryota; Metazoa; Arthropoda; Insecta; Hymenoptera; Formicidae. The coding region runs from base 188 to 1222 and encodes 344 amino acids.